This is a messenger RNA of Peromyscus maniculatus bairdii (prairie deer mouse), 434 nucleotides long. Lineage: Eukaryota; Metazoa; Chordata; Mammalia; Rodentia; Cricetidae. The record is from RefSeq and is a predicted model, not a curated record.
GGCAGAUAAAGCCCAUAUGCCAGAUGAAUGGGCUAAGCCUCAAGUAAGAAAAGCUGUGACAUGCACAAUAGCACCUUGACCCAGAGGAGCCUGAAACUGGACCCCCAAGAUGACAACUGCUGAUGGUAUGCUAUCAUUUGCAGAUGUGGCCAUUGAGUUUUCUCAAGAAGAGAGGGAAUGCCUGGGCCCUGCUAAGUGGAAUUUGUACAGAGAUGUGAUGUUGGAGAAUUUCAGUAACCUUGUGUUCCUGGGUCUUGCUUCCUCUAAGCCAUACCUGGUCACAUUUCUGGAGCAAAGACAAGGACCUUCAGCUAUGAAGAGAAAAGCAGCAGCUGACAUGCAAAUAGGAAAAAAAACACUAUAUAGGCAAACAAUGUGGCAUAAAUCUUUCUUGGAAUUCACAACCUGUUAGCCAACAGAAAGUUAAUUUAAGA